UUGAAGAGUGUAACGUUCCGUAUCAUAGGAACGAAUAGCGCGACGACUAUAAAGAAAGAGAAAACGGACGCGGCGAGUUUUGUUCAUGCCGAGUGCAGGUCGAUAUUUCAUCUUUUAUUUUGUGUUGGUGUUCGUCGUAUGUCUGGCUAAAGAUGCUCACAUCGUGGCUAGAUGGGCGGAGAAAUUGGGCACUGAGUUGUGGGAACUCGCGAACGAAGUGGACCGGCCCGAGGAAUUGCUAGAAAAAUACAAAAGCAUGAACGUGCGAGUUGAAGAUAAGUCUGGAGAAGAGUUGAUCAACAUAAUUAGCCAAAAUGUAGGUAGGAUGCUGCGUCGAAAGAUGGACGCAAUUACCUGCAUUCGAAUAGCAGCCGAAGAGGCUGCGGAGAACUGGGACCCAUCUCUCCUAGACGACAACUUCUCCUACGUUUCCAGCAAAUGUAGUCCUGUCAUCGGUCAUGAUUCAGCAAACAAGAACUCAACAAACAAAAAUUGUGAUAUUCAUAAGAAGAAUGUGACCGUGUUCAGAGAUAUGGAACUGAUUUCGGACUCGCAUUUCUACGACAUUCCGGUAAAUACGACUUACUCAUCGGUUCAUAUACCAACCAACGUGUACGAUCUCAUGCAAGAUGUAGCUGAAGAUAUCGCGAGGACUGAACCGUUGGACGAUAUAUUUCGUCAGAAUUACGAAUCUGAUCCGGCAUUGUCGUGGCAAUACUUUGGUACAGUCACUGGUGUACUCCGACAAUAUCCUGCUAUGCAGUGGCGAACAAAUCUCAAAGACACCAACGACGAUGAUAAUAUAAACGAUAACACAAUUGAUGAUAAUAUUAAUAAUAAUAACAAUGUUAGCAAAAAUAAUAACGAAGACAUCGCUGAUGUUAAUGAUAAUGAUGACAACGAUGACGAUGAUUCUCCUGCUAAUGUUAAUAAUGAUGACGACAACGAUGAUUCUCCUGUUGAUCAGUACGACGACAAUGACGACGAUGAUAAUUUUCCUGCUGAUCAGGACGAUGAUAAUUCUUCUGCUGAUGAAUACGACUGCAGGUUACGUAAUUGGUUUAUCGAGGCGGCCACAUGCAGCAAGGAUAUGGUGAUUCUAAUGGACGUCAGUGGCAGCAUGACGGGCUUUGGAAAGACGAUUGCAAAAACGACAGUGAACUCGAUUCUGGACACCUUAUCAAACAAUGAUUUCGUCACACUGCUAAAAUACAAUAACGAGACGACCGAAUUCGUGCCAUGUUUUAAGGAUAUGCUGAUUCAAGCCACUCCAGAAAAUCUCGACACAUUCAAAAAAUCCAUGGACAAAAUUGAUACAGAUAACGUCGCCAAUCUCACGGAGGCUUUUACUAAAGCAUUCAGUCUACUUAAAACUUAUCGAGAGGAACGCGGUUGUGACGCCGACUCACCGUGUAAUCAGCUCAUCAUGCUUGUUACUGACGGUGUUCCUGGAGGGACAUUGGGAAAUAAUCUAAAGGAGGUAUUCAAAAAAUGGAAUUGGAAUGAAAAUAGUACUCAUAUACCGGUGCGAGUAUUUACAUAUCUUAUAGGCAAAGAAGCUACAAAAAUGGAUGAACUCCAGUGGAUGGUAAGAUCGUGUCUAAAUCUUGGCGACUACAAGAAAGUAAAAACUCAGGAGGAAGUGCGCGAACAAGUACUCAAGUACAUUUCAGUCGUAGCGCGUCCUUUGGUACUUCAGAGUGUGGUACAUCCUAUCGUAUGGACACAUGCUUACGCUGAUAUCACGAAUCCAGCACUUGCCGCUUGGCUGUGGUGGGUGAUGAAGCAUGGGCAACAAAAGUCGCUGGAAAAGUAUCUGAAAGGAAAACGGAUGGGCGUGCAAAUAAACGAGAACGCAAUCUACAUACAGCAGCUGCACAAGGAUGAGAACAUUGGGGAAGAUUCAUCCACAACCUGGCAAAAGUACAGACUGUUGACUUCCGUAAGCACACCUGUAUUUGAUCGUAAGAGCAAUCACAGCAACAUGACAGAUGCGGCGAAUGACACACUGUUCGGCGUGGCUGGCACAGACGUGCCGAUUGAUGACAUCCGCGAACUUACGUUGCCAUAUAAACUCGGCGUGAAUGGCUACGCCUUUAUUGUAUCCAAUAACGGCUAUGUGAUAUUGCAUCCAGACCUCCGGCCAGAUUACAAAGACCAGCUUAAGUUGAACUAUAAUAGCAUCGAUCUCACGGAGGUAGAGAUACUUGACGACAAACGCGAGCCCAGGAAUCCGGGACCCGAAUUAUUGGAGCUGAGAUCAGCGCUGGUGGAUCACAAGCGAGGUAACAUGAUGGGGAUCCCCGUGAAAUUACAUUAUGAUGACAAUCGUCGAGUCAACCUUGAGAAACGUGAUUAUUUUUAUGCGCCCCUACCUGGCACUCCAUUUAGUCUUGCGGUUGUUUUAUCCAAUUAUGGAACUACGUGGAUUAAGGUCGGCGAUGAGAUUCGCAGAAACCAGAACAUGAAUGUGAAUGUGUCGGAUUAUUUUGUGGGCGAUCAUUGGCGUGUACAUCCUAGCUGGGUAUAUUGUCGUUACCAUUAUUUGGAAGGUCAUGAGUUUAAUAAGCCGGAAGACGAGUUGCGUCAUUUCUUAGCGCUGAUGAGCCGUCCUGGUUGGCGAUGGUCCGAGCAAUAUGAGGCUUAUUCAUCUAUAGAUGAAGAUGUUGAUGAAGAACCCAACUGUGGCAGACAAACGCUCAAGCACGAUGACUACUAUUGCAACAAAGAACUUAUGCAGUUGCUUGUAUUCGAUGCCAAGGCGACGAACAACAGCUUCCGUGGUGACUAUAUGGAGAAUUUAUCUCCAAGGGCUCGGGAUCUCGCACAUCACUAUGGUAUCUUUAUAAGAUUUAUCGCGACCCAAAGCGGGCUCACCAGGUGGCAUCAUCUUAAAACCAGUAAACUGCUGAAUGUGGAUGACAGUGUUGUUUUCGGUGAUCUUCAUAGACGAGCAGUGAAUGAACCUUGGUAUAAAGGCGCGAUCUUUCAAAGUGAACUAGAUUCAGAAAGUAUUUCUUUAUCUGUUCCAUGGGAAGCAGGCGUGGACGCGAUAGUGACUGCUUCGAUGAGCCUGUCGCCCAAGGAUGGCGGCAAGAAAGCACCAGCGGCUGUAGUGGGUUUUCAGAUGCCGAUGAAAGAUCUGUACAAGCGAUUCAUUGCAUUAAUCUCAGACAAUCAGACGACGAAUACGGUAAUAAAUUGCGCCCACAAUUGGAUUCACUGCUACCUGAUAGAUCAAAAUGGCUACAUAGUGAUCUCAGACGAACAUAAUGACACCGGACAAUUUAUGGGCACUCAGGAGGGUGCUGUCAUGCUAUCCAUGAUCAAACAGGGUCUUUAUAAUCCGAUCGACAUAUUCGAUUAUCAAGCAUGGUGUCAUGAAACUCGAAUCGAUAACUCUGCCAACAGCUUAAUGGAACCGUUGCAACAUAUUGCAAGAUUGUUGCUCUGGUUUCUGCUGAGGUUGAUAUGGUACGCGACCCAGUUUGUAAACUUACCCGGAAUUCAUGGCAAAGUCCACUUCGAUGAAGAUGCACCAGAUCCGCCGCCACCACCAAAACCCUAUUUUUAUUACUAUUCCUGUGAUCAAAAGCGAACUCUCUAUAUGUUGAACGAGACCGUUGCUGCUAAAGGUGUCACCAAUCACUCCGAUUACUGUUCGCGGCCUUUUUACGCUCAGAGAGUUGCACAUACUAAUCUGUUGCUAGUUGUGGUGGACAGCAUGUACCCAACGUGCUUGGACAUAACAUUAGAAGUUACAUCUGUCAACAUUUUACCCUUCGAGUACACAAAUAGCACGGGCGAGAAACCCUGUCACAAGAUUCCAUUGAACACUCUAAAAAGACGCAGGCUGAAGAAUUGCUUUACAGAACAUCCUCUGGAGCAUGUGACUUACGGCUGCGGAGCAUCUGAACUGAUGGUGUCUUUCUCACUAUUAUAUAUCAUUGUUGUUAGGAUUCUGUAUAUUUUCAUGUGACGGCAAAUU
Trachymyrmex septentrionalis is the source of this 3988-nucleotide messenger RNA. Its product is annotated as voltage-dependent calcium channel subunit alpha-2/delta-4-like. NCBI's taxonomy places the organism in Eukaryota, Metazoa, Arthropoda, Insecta, Hymenoptera, Formicidae. Gene Ontology annotation, cellular component: voltage-gated calcium channel complex. Gene Ontology annotation, molecular function: voltage-gated calcium channel activity. The transcript has 13 exons. The record is from RefSeq and is a predicted model, not a curated record. The coding region runs from base 86 to 3979 and encodes 1297 amino acids.